This is a messenger RNA of Phodopus roborovskii (desert hamster), 2997 nucleotides long. RefSeq names its product zinc finger protein 574 (gene Znf574). The record is from RefSeq and is a predicted model, not a curated record. Lineage: Eukaryota; Metazoa; Chordata; Mammalia; Rodentia; Cricetidae. The transcript has a single exon. Gene Ontology annotation, cellular component: nucleus. Gene Ontology annotation, biological process: regulation of transcription by RNA polymerase II. Bases 46 to 2739 code for a protein of 897 amino acids. Gene Ontology annotation, molecular function: DNA-binding transcription factor activity, RNA polymerase II-specific; RNA polymerase II transcription regulatory region sequence-specific DNA binding.
UGACUGUCUCCGCCCUCCCUGUCUCGGCCCAGGCCUGCUGCUGCCAUGACUGAGGAGAGCGAGGAGACGGUCCUGUACAUUGAGCACCGCUAUGUCUGCUCUGAGUGCAACCAACUCUAUGGAUCCUUGGAGGAGGUGCUUGUGCACCAGAACUCCCACGUGCCCCAGCAGCACUUUGAGCUGGUGGGCGUGGCUGACCCUGGCAUGGCGGUGGCCACAGAGGCCGCUUCAGGCACGGGCCUCUAUCAGACCCUCAUACAGGAGAGCCAGUACCAGUGUCUUGAGUGCGGACAACUACUCCUGUCCCCCAGCCAGCUCCUGGAGCACCAGGAGCUGCACCUGAAGAUGAUGGCACCCCAGGAGGCAGUGCCAGCUGAGCCACCACCCAAGGUGUCCCCCUUGAGCUCCAGCGCCAUCCACUAUGAGUGUGUGGAUUGUAAGGCUCUGUUCGCCAGCCAAGAGCUGUGGCUGAACCACCGGCAGAUGCAUCUCAGGGCCACGCCCACCAAGGCCCCUGCCCCAGUUGUCUUGGGGUCCCCAGUUGUCUUGGGGUCCCCUGUGGGCCAGGCCCGGGUGGCUGUGGAGCAUUCAUACCGAAAAGCAGAAGAAGGCGGAGAAGGGGCAGCCGUCCCGGCGGCGGCCGCCACCGCUGAGACAGUGACAGAGGUAGAGCUGCUCCUCUACAAGUGCUCCGAGUGCUCCCAGCUCUUCCAGCUGCCUGCUGACUUUCUGGAGCACCAGGCCACCCACUUCCCCGCCGUCCCAGAGGCUGAGGAGUCUGCCAUAAAGCAGGAGACCCUGAUCCCCUCACCCACCGAGGUGCCAGCGGCCCUACCCGAGCCCCUCCCGGCCUCUGACCACAGUUACGAGCUGCGCAACGGCAACGGCGAGGCCAUUGCUCGGGAUCGGCGGGGGCGGAAGCCCCGGAGGGCCAACGGUGGGGAGUCAGGUGGGGCGGCCACCCAGGAACUCUUCUGCUCAGCCUGUGACCAGGUCUUUCUGUCACCCCACCAGCUGCAGCAGCACUUUCGGAGUCACCGGGAGGGCGUCUUUAAGUGUCCCCUGUGCAGUCGCGUCUUCCCCAGCCCUUCUAGCCUGGAUCAGCACCUGGGUGACCACAGCAGUGAGUCUCACUUCCUAUGUGUGGACUGUGGCCUGGCCUUUGGCACAGAAGCCCUUCUCUUGGCUCACCGGCGAGCCCAUACUCCGAAUCCUCUGCAUUCGUGUCCCUGUGGGAAGACCUUUGUCAACCUUACCAAGUUCCUCUAUCACCGGCGUACCCAUGGGGCAGGAGGUGUCCCUUUGCCCCCAGCACCAGUUCUGCCCGAGGAGCCUGCUGUUAGCGUCCCUGAGCCAGCCCCUGCGGAGAGCAGAGAGCCAGAGGCCCCCGAGCCCCCCACGUCCGAGGAGAACCCAGCAGAGCCUGCCGCCCCAGGCACCUACCGCUGCCUCCUGUGUAGCCGUGAGUUUGUCAAGGCAUUGCAGCUGACCCGGCACCAGCGUUUUGUGCACCGGCUGGAACGGCGCCAUAAAUGCAGCAUUUGUGGCAAGAUGUUCAAGAAGAAGUCUCAUGUGCGGAACCAUCUGCGCACGCACACCGGGGAACGGCCCUUCCCUUGCCCUGACUGCUCCAAGCCCUUCAACUCACCUGCCAACCUGGCCCGCCACCGGCUCACACACACAGGGGAGCGGCCUUACCGCUGUGGGGACUGUGGCAAGGCUUUCACUCAGAGCUCCACCCUGAGGCAGCAUCGCCUGGUGCACGCCCAGCAUUUCCCCUACCGCUGCCAGGAGUGUGGACUGCGUUUUCACCGCCCUUACCGCCUGCUCAUGCACCGCUACCACCACACCGGCGAGUACCCCUACAAGUGUCGUGAGUGCCCCCGCUCCUUCUUGCUGCGCCGACUGCUGGAGGUCCACCAGCUCGUGGUCCAUGCCGGCCGCCAGCCCCACCACUGCCCGUCCUGUGGGGCUGCCUUCCCCUCCUCACUGCGGCUUUACGAGCACCGCUGUGCAGCUGCUGCCGCGCAGGCCCCACGGCGCUUCGAGUGUGGGACCUGUGGCAAGAAAGUGGGCUCUGCUGCUCGCCUGCAGGCCCAUGAAGCUGCCCAUGCUGCUGCUGGUCCUGGAGAAGUCUUGGCCAAGGAGCCCCCGGCUCCCAGGGCCUCAAGGGCCGCUCGCACACCAGUCACUCCCUCCCCAACAGCCCUCGGUGGUGCAGCCCCUGCUGCCCCGGCAGCCCCUGCAAGGCGGCGGGGCCUGGAAUGCAGUGAGUGCAAGAAGCUGUUCAGCACGGAGACGUCGCUGCAGGUGCACCGACGGAUCCACACGGGUGAGCGGCCAUACCCAUGUCCAGACUGUGGCAAGGCCUUCCGCCAGAGUACCCAUCUGAAAGACCACCGGCGCCUGCACACAGGUGAGCGGCCCUUUGCCUGUGAAGUGUGUGGCAAGGCCUUCGCCAUCUCCAUGCGCCUGGCAGAGCAUCGCCGCAUUCACACGGGCGAACGGCCCUACUCCUGCCCUGACUGCGGCAAGAGCUACCGCUCCUUCUCCAACCUCUGGAAGCACCGCAAGACUCACCAGCAGCAGCACCAGGCGGCCGUGCGGCAGCAGCUGGCAGAGGCGGAGGCCGCUGUGGGCCUGGCUGUGAUGGAAACCGCGGUGGAGGCUCUGCCCCUCGUGGAAGCCAUUGAGAUCUACCCGUUAACCGAGGCUGAGGGGGUCCAGAUCAGCGGCUGACUGUCCCCCGGUUUUCUCUUUAGCAUCUCCAAGCUCUAAUGCCGAAGGCCUCCAGCAGCCCCUUAAAACCUGUGUACAUACUGUAUCCCUCUCUCUUCACCGCCACACCAUAUAAGUUCUGUAACUUAAAUUUAUUUCCUCUUCCAAGGGGGUUUCUCCGGGGUCCUUGACACAUAAAGGACCCGCCCCCUGUCCCCACCUUCCAGCUGUUUGGUGGUCUCCAAAUAAGCCGUCAAUAAAGACUGAGUUGGACAUUUA